Molecule: messenger RNA, 936 nt
Organism: Exophiala spinifera
Lineage: Eukaryota; Fungi; Ascomycota; Eurotiomycetes; Chaetothyriales; Herpotrichiellaceae
Exons: 1
Coding region: 1-936 (311 amino acids)
Source: RefSeq, a predicted model, not a curated record
AUGAGGAAGCCUUCCAUACCAGACCUGAUAUACCAGAGAACAUUCCCGAAACCAAAGCAAGGCGAUCCGGGCUCUUUCUUCGCACACAUUCACCGGCACAUCGUUUCUGAGAUCCGAGUCGAAGUCCAGACGUUUUUCGGGACCAUCGACACCCUAGAAGCCCAAUACCCAGGUCUAGACUACACCUACCCUCCUCACCGCCGUCGACUAUCCAGACACCCGUGGCAUAGAAGACUCUUCCGUGUAAUUGACGAGCUGGGCCUGACUGAUGACGAGGUUUUGAGUCUGUGCCAAUGGGAGGGAACCAGGGCAGCUAAAGAAAGAUACGAGCGAGAAGCACAGACCGAAGUCAAGUCUACGACAGGCGCGGACGUCGAAGCCGCUCCGCAAGGCAGUGGACCUAGAGCAAUCUGGGAGGACUGGAGUCGACCUCGGUCUAGUCGCACAUCUUCAGACAAUGACACGGUAACUGAGCUGGAGGAGAGAGAACACAAAGACGGAAGUCCUGCCGUCCGCCACGGUUCCAAUGAGCCGCCAGACGACAAUGUUAUGGGGCUCGUCCGAGAUGCCAUGCAAGCAAGAAUGGAAGCCAGAUCUAGUGGGACACCCUUGAUCAUCAAUCAAGUGUGGGAGCAGUGGUUGAAAGAGGCCUUGGAACGACACGAGAUGGACGUCGAUUCUGUCUUGACAGCCAUACAGAGCCUUGACUUUGAAAUGAUAUCACCUGUCGUUGAAGAAGACGCUGCGGUCGGACUCACACCUGCUACUACUCCUCCUUUGUCACCCUCACAACCGACACAUGCCGGCCAAACACGCAGCUACGAUGACCUGCAUACUAUGGUGGACGAGUUGCAAAACAACAACACACGAUUGGCGGAAGAUAAUGCGGCGAUGGCACUGUUUCUGUCAAGGUCACAAACCGAGGCUGCGAGGUAG